Astyanax mexicanus (Mexican tetra) is the source of this 16955-nucleotide messenger RNA. RefSeq names its product zonadhesin, like (gene zanl). NCBI's taxonomy places the organism in Eukaryota, Metazoa, Chordata, Actinopteri, Characiformes, Acestrorhamphidae. The coding region runs from base 21 to 16337 and encodes 5438 amino acids. The record is from RefSeq and is a predicted model, not a curated record. The transcript has 105 exons. Gene Ontology annotation, molecular function: protein binding; calcium ion binding. Gene Ontology annotation, cellular component: extracellular matrix; membrane.
GCUAACUGUUUUAGUUAGCUAUGGGUCAUCUAAAACUAAUAUUAAUUUUAACAUGGAUAAGUGGCAGCUGUACUGUAGAAAACACUGACGAAAGAUCUCAUUUAACAGAACGUGACGCUGCCGUCAUAGCGUUCUGUGACUUCAACAAUGAUGCACAGCCCUUCUGUAGCUUCAGGCAAGACAGCGCAGAUGACAGUGAUUGGAUUCGCCAUAAGGGCCCCACCCCAACACCUGGCACUGGACCCAGUGGAGAUUACCCUGAUGGAACCGGCUAUUACAUUUACCAUGAGGCUGAUAACGUAGCUAAUGGAAAGAAAGCCCGUUUACUCAGUCCUGUGAUUAACACUGCACCAGCUAAGAUCUGUGUACAGUUUAACUACUUCAUGUAUGGUUCCGACACCAGCAACACCUUGACUGUGCUGGUCAAGCGACCUACCACAGAGGAAACACUAUGGCAGAAAGUUGGCAUCCAAAGUCCGUCAUGGCUCGGGGCAGCUAUUACUGUGGAUAAACCAGCCGGACAGCCUGUUGAAAUUGUGUUUGAAGCAAUGCGUGGGUUCAGCCCAUCAUGUGAUUCAGCCCUGGACAACAUUGACAUUACCGAGGGAGCCUGCCCUGGCUGUAUUAGUGGUUGUGAUUUUGAUGAGAUGGAUAACCUCUGCGGCUGGACCACUAGGGUAUCCGAUUCAUCAAUAAUGGGCUGGGAGUUCUGGAAUGGGCCCACUGAAACACCUGGAACAGGUCCUGAUGACGAUUUCUCCAAACCAGGCUUGGGCAUGUACUUGUUGCUGGAUUCCUUCUCUAGUGUUCCAGGGGCCUCAGCUGAACUGUGGAGUCCAUCCACAGCAUCUUCAUCUUGCCUUCAGCUGAGUUUCCAUUAUUACAUGUUUGGCACUGCAUCAGAAAUGGAGCUUAAUGUGCAUGUGGUUGGCAAUGGUGGAGCCCUGGGAUCUCCUGUUUUCAGUCUUAGAGGAAACCAAGGCAAGGGUUGGAAACCAGCAGACAUUCGUCAUGUUGGCGCAGGAAAUGUUCAAUUUGUGAUUGUUGGUGUGUAUGGAGAAACAGAUGAGACAGACAUUGCUAUUGACAGUGUCUGUAUCACAGCUUGUGAAGCUGUGAUGCCAACAACUGUAAAGCCCACAGUACCCUCAACUCCACAGCCAUCCACACCUCAGCCUACAACACCAAAACCCAUCACACCUAGCCCAUCAACACCAAAGCCCUCAACACCUGAACCAACAACUCCUAAACCAACUACACCUGAACCUUCAACUCCAAAGCCCUCAACACCUGAACCUUCAACACCAAAGCCCUCAACACCCCAACCAACAACUCCUAAACCAACAACUACACCACCACCAGUGAAGUGUCCUGAUAAUGCGGAGUACAUCGAGUGUGGUCCAGCUUGCAUUCCCAGCUGUAAAGAACCCUCCACCAACUGCACUGGCUCUUGUAUCAGCGGCUGCUUCUGCAAACCAGGUUUUGUGUUCCGAGGCAAACGCUGUGUUCCCAUUGAGCAGUGCGGAUGUCUGGAUGAGAACAACAACUACUACGAGCCUGGAGAGAUUGUCUUUGGAAAUGGCUGCUCUGAGCUGUGUCGCUGUGCUGGCAAUUACACCCUGACCUGUGUGGACAAUUCCUGUGACCCCACUGAAGAGUGUCGGGAAGUAGGAGGAGUCCAUGGCUGCUAUCCUAAAGGCACCUCUACCUGUAUUGCCUCGGGUGACCCUCACUACACCACUUUUGACAAGCGCAACUAUAACUUUAUGGGCAACUGCACCUACUUGAUGUCUGAAGCAUGCAACAGCACAGAUGUGCCCUACUUUGCUGUUUACACUGAAAAUGAGAAUCGUUACAACGUUCCUACAAUCAGCUACGUGAGCGCUGUUCAUGUCCACGUUCUGGGAGUGAAAGUGUCCAUCCUGAAAGGAGGAAUUGUGCAGCUGAACGGAACCAAUGUGAAUGUUCCUUUGACUCCUGCUCCUGGAGUAGAUGUCUUCAAAUCUGGAACAUUUUAUACAGUGCUCAUGAACUUUGGUGUGACUGUUCGCUAUGAUGGAAAUCACUACAUGGACAUCAAAGUCAUCAAAGAUUACCAGGACAAGCUGUGUGGUCUGUGUGGAGACUAUAAUGGAAACUCUAUGGAUGACUUCCGCACCCCCGCUGGUGAUCUGGUUAACAGCGCAACUGACUUUGGCAACAGUUGGAACACAGACCCUGACUGCAACAAGUCUCCAGUGGACCCAAGCCCUGACUGCACAGAAGCUGAAGAAGAGCUUUAUGAGAGUCCAGCAUACUGUGGUAUCAUACUGGACAGCAAAGGUCCAUUUGCUGUGUGUCAUCCUAAAGUCAAUCCUAAUAGUUUCUUCAAAAACUGUGUGUUUGAUUUGUGUGCGUUGGGCGGACCUGACUCUGCUUUGUGUGAAGCGAUUGAAGCCUACGCCAACGAGUGCCAGGACCGAGGUGUCAACAUCGGCCCGUGGAGAAACACAACCUUCUGCCCUCUCGAGUGUCCACCCAACAGCCACUACGACCCCUGCGUCCCCCCUUGCCAGCCCUCCUGUACUACUCCCCCACCCAGCCAGUGCACUGGACCCUGCUCUGAGGGGUGUGCAUGUGACCCAGGCUACAUACUCAGUGCUGGCAAGUGUGUGAAACAGGAUACAUGUGGCUGCACACACAAUGGACAGUAUUACAAGCCUGGAGAGGAGUUCUACACUAAGGACUGUGAUCUGCUGUGCAAGUGCAAUCCUCCAUUCGUCUCCUGCAGUGCUGCUGAAUGCCCUCCUCUACAGCAGUGUGGUGUGCAGGGAGGACAGAUAGGAUGCUACCCAGUUGACUACAAAGACUGCAUAAUUUCUGGUGAUCCCCAUUACACCACCUUUGAUAAAAGAUACUACACCUUCAUGGGAACCUGCACCUACACAGUGGCUCGCCCUUGCCGAAACAACACUGGCCCUUGGUUCUCUGUGGAGGGGAAGAAUGAGGAGAGAGGACUUGCUGGUAUAUCGUAUCUCAGGACAUUGUAUGUGACUGUGGAUAACAUUACUGUGACCAUGAGGAAGAGCAGAACCAUUUUGGUAAACGGUCUGAGAGUAGGACUACCACACUCGCCCUCCCCUCUGAUCUCGAUAACCUUAGCUGGACAGUACGUCAUUCUUACCACUCCGUUUGGACUGGAGGUGCGCUGGGAUGGCAACCACUAUGCCAAGAUCACUGUGCCCAGCACCUACUAUGAGCAGAUGUGUGGCCUCUGUGGUGAUUACAAUGGAAAUCCCAACAAUGAUUUUACCAAACCAGAUGGAUCCAUAUCUGGCAACAUAAAUGAUUUUGGCAACAGCUGGCAGACUGAUGAAGAUGAAGAUGACACGUGCAAGCCCGUCAAACCUGAACCUCCAUGUGACCCAAGCCUUGAGGCUGAAGUCUCUAAACCAGAGAAAUGCGGGAAAAUCACAGACACCAGUGGGCCUUUCAGGGAUUGUAUAAAGGUUGUGGACCCUACGCCAUUCUUCCAGAGCUGUGUGUUUGACAUGUGUCGCUAUCAGGGACUGAUACAAACCCUGUGUGAUCAGCUCCAGGCCUACACUGAUGCUUGCCUCGGUGCAGGAGCACCAGUUCACCAGUGGAGGGAGCCAGACUUCUGCCCUCUGGUUUGUCCUCUGAACAGCCACUACUCCACAUGUGUGAGUUCAUGUCCAGAAACAUGUUUAGGUGUGAGCGGACCCCUCGGCUGUGGAGAGAAGUGUGUUGAAGGCUGUGAGUGUGACCCCGGCUUUGUUCUGAGCAACAACAAGUGUGUACCUCUCAAAGACUGUGGCUGUGUGGACCCUAAUGGCUCUUACCACCCUAUAAAUGAGAGCUGGUAUCUGGAGGGAUGUGGGCAGCAGUGUGUGUGUCUGGGUGGGAGAAUCAUCCAGUGCUUCAACAGCAGCUGCCUGCCUACCGAGAGCUGCCAACUGCAAGAUGGAGAAUACAUCUGCAAACCCACUGAUGGACAUACGACACCUGGACCCUCAACACCAAAGCCCUCAACACCUGGACCUUCAACACCAAAGCCCUCAACACCUGGACCUUCAACACCAAAGCCCUCAACACCUGGACCUUCAACACCAAAGCCCUCAACACCUGAACCUUCAACACCAAAGCCCUCAACACCUGGACCUUCAACACCAAAGCCCUCAACACCCCAACCAACAACUCCUAAACCAACAACUACACCACCACCAGUGAAGUGUCCUGAUAAUGCGGAGUACAUCGAGUGUGGUCCAGCUUGCAUUCCCAGCUGUAAAGAACCCUCCACCAACUGCACUGGCUCUUGUAUCAGCGGCUGCUUCUGCAAACCAGGUUUUGUGUUCCGAGGCAAACGCUGUGUUCCCAUUGAGCAGUGCGGAUGUCUGGAUGAGAACAACAACUACUACGAGCCUGGAGAGAUUGUCUUUGGAAAUGGCUGCUCUGAGCUGUGUCGCUGUGCUGGCAAUUACACCCUGACCUGUGUGGACAAUUCCUGUGACCCCACUGAAGAGUGUCGGGAAGUGGGAGGAGUCCAUGGCUGCUAUCCUAAAGGCACCUCUACCUGUAUUGCCUCGGGUGACCCUCACUACACCACUUUUGACAAGCGCAACUAUAACUUUAUGGGCAACUGCACCUACUUGAUGUCUGAAGCAUGCAACAGCACAGAUGUGCCCUACUUUGCUGUUUACACUGAAAAUGAGAAUCGUUACAACGUUCCUACAGUCAGCUACGUGAGCGCUGUUCAUGUCCACGUUCUGGGAGUGAAAGUGUCCAUCCUGAAAGGAGGAAUAGUGCAGCUGAACGGAACCAAUGUGAAUGUUCCUUUGACUCCUGCUCCUGGAGUAGAUGUCUUCAAAUCUGGAACAUUUUAUACAGUGCUCAUGAACUUUGGUGUGACUGUUCGCUAUGAUGGAAAUCACUACAUGGACAUCAAAGUCAUCAAAGAUUACCAGGACAAGCUGUGUGGUCUGUGUGGAGACUAUAAUGGAAACUCUUUGGAUGACUUCCGCACCCCCGCUGGUGAUCUGGUUAACAGCGCAACUGACUUUGGCAACAGUUGGAACACAGACCCUGACUGCAACAAGUCUCCAGUGGACCCAAGCCCUGACUGCACAGAAGCUGAAGAAGAGCUUUAUGAGAGUCCAGCAUACUGUGGUAUCAUACUGGACAGCAAAGGUCCAUUUGCUGUGUGUCAUCCUAAAGUCAAUCCUAAUAGUUUCUUCAAAAACUGUGUGUUUGAUUUGUGUGCGUUGGGCGGACCUGACUCUGCUUUGUGUGAAGCGAUUGAAGCCUACGCCAACGAGUGCCAGGAUCGAGGUGUCAACAUCGGCCCGUGGAGAAACACAACCUUCUGCCCUCUCGAGUGUCCACCCAACAGCCACUACGACCCCUGCGUCCCCCCUUGCCAGCCCUCCUGUACUACUCCCCCACCCAGCCAGUGCACUGGACCCUGCUCUGAGGGGUGUGCAUGUGACCCAGGCUACAUACUCAGUGCUGGCAAGUGUGUGAAACAGGAUACAUGUGGCUGCACACACAAUGGACAGUAUUACAAGCCUGGAGAGGAGUUCUACACUAAGGACUGUGAUCUGCUGUGCAAGUGCAAUCCUCCAUUCGUCUCCUGCAGUGCUGCUGAAUGCCCUCCUCUACAGCAGUGUGGUGUGCAGGGAGGACAGAUAGGAUGCUACCCAGUUGACUACAAAGACUGCAUAAUUUCUGGUGAUCCCCAUUACACCACCUUUGAUAAAAGAUACUACACCUUCAUGGGAACCUGCACCUACACAAUGGCUCGCCCUUGCCGAAACAACACUGGCCCUUGGUUCUCUGUGGAGGGGAAGAAUGAGGAGAGAGGACUUGCUGGUAUAUCGUAUCUCAGGACAUUGUAUGUGACUGUGGAUAACAUUACUGUGACCAUGAGGAAGAGCAGAACCAUUUUGGUAAACGGUCUGAGAGUAGGACUACCACACUCGCCCUCCCCACUGAUCUCGAUAACCUUAGCUGGACAGUACGUCAUUCUUACCACUCCGUUUGGACUGGAGGUGCGCUGGGAUGGCAACCACUAUGCCAAGAUCACUGUGCCCAGCACCUACUAUGAGCAGAUGUGUGGCCUCUGUGGUGAUUACAAUGGAAAUCCCAACAAUGAUUUUACCAAACCAGAUGGAUCCAUAUCUGGCAACAUAAAUGAUUUUGGCAACAGCUGGCAGACUGAUGAAGAUGAAGAUGACACGUGCAAGCCCGUCAAACCUGAACCUCCAUGUGACCCAAGCCUUGAGGCUGAAGUCUCUAAACCAGAGAAAUGCGGGAAAAUCACAGACACCAGUGGGCCUUUCAGGGAUUGUAUAAAGGUUGUGGACCCUACGCCAUUCUUCCAGAGCUGUGUGUUUGACAUGUGUCGCUAUCAGGGACUGAUACAAACCCUGUGUGAUCAGCUCCAGGCCUACACUGAUGCUUGCCUCGGUGCAGGAGCACCAGUUCACCAGUGGAGGGAGCCAGACUUCUGCCCUCUGGUUUGUCCUCUGAACAGCCACUACUCCACAUGUGUGAGUUCAUGUCCAGAAACAUGUUUAGGUGUGAGCGGACCCCUCGGCUGUGGAGAGAAGUGUGUUGAAGGCUGUGAGUGUGACCCCGGCUUUGUUCUGAGCAACAACAAGUGUGUACCUCUCAAAGACUGUGGCUGUGUCGACCCUAAUGGCUCUUACCACCCUAUAAAUGAGAGCUGGUAUCUGGAGGGAUGUGGGCAGCAGUGUGUGUGUCUGGGUGGGAGAAUCAUCCAGUGCUUCAACAGCAGCUGCCUGCCUACCGAGAGCUGCCAACUGCAAGAUGGAGAAUACAUCUGCAAACCCACUGAUGGACAUACGACACCUGGACCUUCAACACCAAAGCCCUCAACACCUGGACCUUCAACACCAAAGCCCUCAACACCUGAACCUUCAACACCAAAGCCCUCAACACCUGGACCUUCAACACCAAAGCCCUCAACACCUGAACCUUCAACACCAAAGCCCUCAACACCCCAACCAACAACUCCUAAACCAACAACUACACCACCACCAGUGAAGUGUCCUGAUAAUGCGGAGUACAUCGAGUGUGGUCCAGCUUGCAUUCCCAGCUGUAAAGAACCCUCCACCAACUGCACUGGCUCUUGUAUCAGCGGCUGUUUCUGCAAACCAGGUUUUGUGUUCCGAGGCAAACGCUGUGUUCCCAUUGAGCAGUGCGGAUGUCUGGAUGAGAACAACAACUACUACGAGCCUGGAGAGAUUGUCUUUGGAAAUGGCUGCUCUGAGCUGUGUCGCUGUGCUGGCAAUUACACCCUGACCUGUGUGGACAAUUCCUGUGACCCCACUGAAGAGUGUCGGGAAGUGGGAGGAGUCCAUGGCUGCUAUCCUAAAGGCACCUCUACCUGUAUUGCCUCGGGUGACCCUCACUACACCACUUUUGACAAGCGCAACUAUAACUUUAUGGGCAACUGCACCUACUUGAUGUCUGAAGCAUGCAACAGCACAGAUGUGCCCUACUUUGCUGUUUACACUGAAAAUGAGAAUCGUUACAACGUUCCUACAAUCAGCUACGUGAGCGCUGUCCAUGUCCACGUUCUGGGAGUGAAGGUGUCCAUCCUGAAAGGAGGAAUAGUGCAGCUGAACGGAACCAAUGUGAAUGUUCCUUUGACUCCUGCUCCUGGAGUAGAUGUCUUCAAAUCUGGAACAUUUUACACAGUGCUCAUGAACUUUGGUGUGACUGUUCGCUAUGAUGGAAAUCACUACAUGGACAUCAAAGUCAUCAAAGAUUACCAGGACAAGCUGUGUGGUCUGUGUGGAGACUAUAAUGGAAACUCUAUGGAUGACUUCCGCACCCCCGCUGGUGAUCUGGUUAACAGCGCAACUGACUUUGGCAACAGUUGGAACACAGACCCUGACUGCAACAAGUCUCCAGUGAACCCAAGCCCUGACUGCACAGAAGCUGAAGAAGAGCUUUAUGAGAGUCCAGCAUACUGUGGUAUCAUACUGGACAGCAAAGGUCCAUUUGCUGUGUGUCAUCCUAAAGUCAAUCCUAAUAGUUUCUUCAAAAACUGUGUGUUUGAUUUGUGUGCGUUGGGCGGACCUGACUCUGCUUUGUGUGAAGCGAUCGAAGCCUACGCCAACGAGUGCCAGGAUCGAGGUGUCAACAUCGGCCCCUGGAGAAACACAACCUUCUGCCCUCUGGAAUGCCCACCCAACAGUCACUACGACCCCUGCGUCUCCCCUUGCCAGCCCUCCUGUACUACUCCCCCACCCAGCCAGUGCACUGGACCCUGCUCUGAGGGGUGUGCAUGUGACCCAGGCUACAUACUCAGUGCUGGCAAGUGUGUGAAACAGGAUACAUGUGGCUGCACACAUAAUGGACAGUAUUACAAGCCUGGAGAGGAGUUCUACACUAAGGACUGUGAUCUGCUGUGCAAGUGCAAUCCUCCAUUCGUCUCCUGCAGUGCUGCUGAAUGCCCUCCUCUACAGCAGUGUGGUGUGCAGGGAGGACAGAUAGGAUGCUACCCAGUUGGCUAUGAGGACUGCAUCAUUUCUGGUGAUCCUCAUUACACCACUUUUGAUAAAAAAUUCUACACCUUCAUGGGAACCUGCACCUACACACUGGCUCGCCCUUGCCGAAACAACACUGGCCCUUGGUUCUCUGUGGAGGGGAAGAAUGAGGAGAGAGGACUUGCUGGUGUAUCGUAUCUCAGGAAGUUGUAUGUGACUGUUGAUAACAUCACUGUGACCAUGAUGAAGAGCAGAACCAUUCUGGUGAAUGGACUGAGAGUUGGACUACCACACUCCCCCUCUCCACUGAUAUCUAUAACCUUAGCUGGACAGUAUGUUAUUCUCACCACUCCAUUUGGCCUGGAGGUUCGCUGGGAUGGCAACCAUUACGCCAAGAUCACUGUGCCCAGCACCUACUAUGAGCAGAUGUGUGGACUGUGUGGCGACUACAAUGGAAACUCCAAUAAUGACUUCACAAAGCCAAAUGGUUCCUUGGCCGGCAACAUAAAUGAUUUUGGCAGCAGCUGGCAGACUGAUGAAGAUGAAGAUGACAUUUGCAAGCCUGUCCUACCCGAACCACCAUGUGACCCAAGCAUUGAGGCUGAAGUGGUUAAACCAGAGAAGUGUGGAAAAAUUACAGACACCAGUGGACCAUUCAGGGAUUGUAUAAAGGUUGUGGACCCUACGCCGUUCUUCCAGAGCUGUGUGUUUGACAUGUGUCGCUAUCAGGGACUGAUACAGACCCUGUGUGAUCAGCUCCAGGCCUACACUGAUGCUUGCCUCGGUGUAGGAGCACCAGUUCACCAGUGGAGGGAGCCAGACUUCUGCCCUCUGGUUUGUCCUCCGAACAGCCACUACUCCACAUGUGUGAGUUCAUGUCCAGAAACAUGUUUAGGUGUGAGCGGACCCCUCGGCUGUGGAGAGAAGUGUGUUGAAGGCUGUGAGUGUGACCCCGGCUUUGUUCUGAGCAACAACAAGUGUGUACCUCUUAAAGACUGUGGCUGUGUCGACCCUAAUGGCUCUUACCACCCUAUAAACGAGAGCUGGUUUCUGGAGGGAUGUGGGCAGCAGUGUGUGUGUCUGGGUGGGAGAAUCAUCCAGUGCUUCAACAGCAGCUGCCUGCCUACCGAGAGCUGCCAACUGCAAGAUGGAGAAUACAUCUGCAAACCCACUGAUGGACAUACCACAUCUGGCCCAUCAACACCAAAGCCCUCAACACCUGAACCUUCAACACCAAAGCCCUCAACACCCCAACCAACAACUCCUAAACCAACAACUACACCACCACCAGUGAAGUGUCCUGAUAAUGCGGAGUACAUUGAGUGUGGUCCAGCUUGCAUUCCCAGCUGUAAAGAACCCUCCACCAACUGCACUGGCUCUUGUAUUAGCGGCUGCUUCUGCAAACCAGGUUUUGUGUUCCGAGGCAAACGCUGUGUUCCCAUUGAGCAGUGCGGAUGUCUGGAUGAUAACAACAACUACUACGAGCCUGGAGAGAUUGUCUUUGGAAAUGGCUGCUCUGAGCUGUGUCGCUGUGCUGGCAAUUACACCCUGACCUGUGUGGACAAUUCCUGUGACCCCACUGAAGAGUGUCGGGAAGUAGGAGGAGUCCAUGGCUGCUAUCCUAAAGGCACUUCCACCUGUUUAGCCACAUCUGACCCUCACUACACCACCUUUGACAAGCGGCGCUAUAGCUUCAUGGGCAACUGCACCUACUUGAUGUCUGAAGCAUGCAACAGCACUGAUGUGCCCUACUUUGCUGUUUACACUGAAAAUGAGAAUCGUUACAACAUUCCUACAGUCAGCUACGUGAGCGCUGUUCAUGUCCACGUUCUGGGACUGAAGGUGUCCAUCCUGAAAGGAGGAAUUGUGCAGCUGAACGGAACCAAUGUGAACAUUCCUUUGACUCCGACUCCUGGAGUAGAUGUCUUUAAAUCUGGAACACUCUACACAGUGCUCAUGAACUUUGGUGUGACUGUUCGCUAUGAUGGAAAUCACUAUGUAGACAUCAAAGUCAUCAAAGACUACGAGGACAAGCUGUGUGGUCUGUGUGGAGAUUAUAACGGAGACUCCAAGGAUGACUUCCGCACCCCCGCUGGUGAACUGGUCAACAGUGUGACUGACUUUGGCAACAGCUGGAACACAGACCCUGAGUGCAACAAGUCCCCAGAGGGCCCGACCCCUGAAUGCACUGAAGAAGAGCUUUAUGAGAGUCCAGCCUACUGUGGUAUCAUACUGGACAGCAAAGGUCCAUUUGCUGUGUGUCAUCCUAAAGUCAAUCCUAAUAAUUUCUUCAAAAACUGUGUGUUUGAUAUGUGUGCACUGGGUGGUCCUCACUCUGCUUUGUGUGAGGCGAUUGAAGCCUACGUCAACGAGUGCCAAGACCGAGGUGUCAACAUCGGCCCCUGGAGAAACACCACCUUCUGCCCCCUCACAUGUCCACCCAACAGUCACUACGACCCCUGCGUCCCCCCUUGCCCGCCUUCCUGUACAACUUCCCCACCCAGCCAGUGCACUGGACCCUGCUCUGAGGGGUGUGCAUGUGAUCCGGGCUACAUACUCAGUGCUGGCAAGUGUGUAAAACAGGAUACAUGUGGCUGCACACACAAUGGACAGUAUUACAAGCCUGGAGAGGAGUUCUACACUAAGGACUGUGAUCUGCUGUGCAAGUGCAAUCCUCCAUUCGUCUCCUGCAGUGCUGCUGAAUGCCCUCCUCUACAGCAGUGUGGUGUGCAGGGAGGACAGAUAGGAUGCUACCCAGUUGGCUAUGAGGACUGCAUCAUUUCUGGUGAUCCUCAUUACACCACCUUUGAUAAAAAAUUCUACACCUUCAUGGGAACCUGCACCUACACACUGGCACGUCCUUGCCGAAACAACACUGGCCCUUGGUUCUCUGUGGAGGGGAAGAAUGAGGAGAGAGGACUUGCUGGUGUAUCAUAUCUCAGGAAGUUGUAUGUAACUGUUGAUAACAUCACUGUGACCAUGAUGAAGAGUAGAACCAUUCGGGUGAAUGGUCUGAGAGUAGGACUACCACACUCCCCCUCUCCACUGAUCUCUAUAACCUUAGCUGGACAGUACGUCAUUCUCUCCACUACAUUUGGCCUGGAGGUGCGCUGGGAUGGCAACCACUAUGCCAAGAUCACUGUGCCCAGCACCUACUAUGAGCAGAUGUGUGGACUGUGUGGCGACUACAACGGAAACCCCAAUAAUGACUUCACAAAACCAAAUGGUUCCUUGGCCGGCAACAUAAAUGAUUUUGGCAGCAGCUGGCAGACUGAUGAAGAUGAAGAUGACACAUGCAAACCUGUCCCACCUGAACCACCAUGUGACCCAAGCAUUGAGGCUGAAGUGGUUAAACCAGAUAAGUGUGGAAAAAUCACAGACACCAGUGGACCAUUCAGGGAUUGUAUAAAGGUUGUGGACCCUACGCCGUUCUUCCAGAGCUGUGUGUUUGACAUGUGUCGCUAUCAGGGACUGAUACAGACCCUGUGUGAUCAGCUCCAGGCCUACACUGAUGCUUGCCUCAGUGCAGGAGCACCAGUUCACCAGUGGAGGGAGCCAGACUUCUGCCCUCUGGUUUGUCCUCCGAACAGCCACUACUCCACAUGUGUGAGUUCAUGUCCAGAGACAUGUUUAGGUGUGAGCGGACCCCUCGGCUGUGGAGAGAAGUGUGUUGAAGGCUGUGAGUGUGACCCCGGCUUUGUUCUGAGCAACAACAAGUGUGUACCUCUCAAAGACUGUGGCUGUGUGGACCCUGAAGGCUCCUACCACCCUAUAAAUGACAAGUGGUAUCUGGAGGGAUGUGGGCAGCAGUGUGUGUGUCUGGGUGGAAGAAUUAUCCAGUGCUUCAACAGCAGCUGCCUGCCUACAGAGAGCUGCCAACUGCAAGAUGGAGAAUACAUUUGCAAACCCAAUGAAAUUACAGGACCAGGCAUGUGCUCAGUGUGCGGAGACCCCCACUACACUUCUUUUGAUAACAAGGUUCAUCACUUCAUGGGUGCCUGUUCCUACACCCUCACAAAGCCUUGCAAUGAUACCGAUGGCCUGCCAUACUUCACUGUUGAGACCGAGAAUGAGCACAGAAGCAACAACAACAAAGUGUCCUAUGUAAAAUCAGUAAUUGUCAAUGUUUUUGGCAUGAAGAUCAUACUUGAUAAAGGACGUAAAGUCCAGGUGAAUGGCGUUCAGGUGACUGUGCCUGUCACUCUGUUGAAUGAUGUUAAGAUCUUCCUCAGCGGGAAGUUUGUGGUGCUGGAGACUAACUUUGGCCUGCGUGCCCGUUUCGAUGGAAAUCACUACGCCGAUAUCAGCCUCCCUUCUCCCUACAAAGGCCUUCUGUGUGGAAUGUGUGGAAACUUCAACGACAACCCAGCUGAUGAUAACAUCAUGUCAAAUGGAAAGCCUACAGACAGCACCAAUGAGCUGGGAGAGAGCUGGCAGGUGCCUGACGACAGACCUGAUUGUUCUCAUGGAGGUGGGGAUAUUGAAUGUGAUAAAAAUAUUGAAAAUGAGGCUCAAAAACCCACCAGCUGUGGCAUGAUUACAGACAUUACCGGAAUCUUUAAGGAAUGCCAUAAAUUUGUGUCGCCUGACCCAUAUUUUGAGAGCUGCGUGUUUGACCAGUGUGGCACAGAUGGAUCUGCCGUGGCACUCUGCCAGGCUAUUGAGAGCUAUGCUACCCUGUGUGCCCAAGCUGGGGUACCAAUCAACUGGAGGAACAACACAUUCUGUCCCCUGAAAUGUCCUGCUGGUAGUCACUAUGAGCACUGUGGUACAGCAUGCUCUCCGAGCUGUCAGGACCCAGGCGCGGCUGGCACGUGUACAGAGCCAUGCGUGGAAGGCUGUGUGUGUGACACAGGACUGAUACUCAGUGGAGACAAGUGUGUGCCCUUCAGUGAAUGUGGAUGUACAGACAAGAACAGCAACUACAGACCUGUUGGAGAUAGCUGGUUUACUAAGGACGACUGCUCUGAGAGAUGUGUUUGCUCUCCUUUCAACAAUGUGACAUGUGAAGCAUGGAGGUGCAGCCCUGCACAGGAGUGUAAAGUUCACGAGGGUCAGCUGGGCUGUGUGGAUACAGGAGUGGGUAUUUGCCACAUAGCGGGCGAUCCUCAUUACUACACCUUUGACGGCGUCAUGCACACUUACAUGGGUACAUGUACCUACACACUGGUGGCCAUCUGCGACGAGUCCAUGGUGACUCCCUUUACCAUCGUGGCUAAGAAUGAGGAACGUGGCCUGCCCGAAGCCUCCUACGUCCGCUCUGUCACAGUCUACCUGCCUGGAGCUGUCAUCACACUCAGCAAGAGCAAGAGAGUUCUGCUGGAUGGACAAAGAAUCCGGACCCCCAUGGACAUCCUUGCAGCCAAUGCCCAGGUGUUUACCAGUGGAGUCAAUACCGUGCUGUCCACUGACUUUGGCCUGAUCGUCCAGUUUGAUGGUGUUCACCACGUAGAGAUCACUGUACCCGGAGACUACUUUAACAAGGUGUGUGGAAUGUGCGGUAACUACAAUGGUAAUUCCAGUGAUGACAACUUGAUGCCAAAUGGAAACCCAGCUAAAGAUGAUAUAGAGUUGGGUGACAGCUGGAAAGCAGAGGGUGACAGUGACCCAGGAUGCCAGCCAGACCUGCGUCCAGACGUCCAUCCUAACUGCACAGCCGAGGAAGAGGAAGCAAUUGCAGCUCAGUGCAGCAGUAUCAUCCUGUCAGAUCGCUUCAAGCCCUGUCAUUCACUCAUUCCUCCUGAGCCCUUUUUGGGGAACUGCAUCUAUGAUAUGUGCGAAUACAACGGCAUGCAGUCCACACUGUGCGACAAUGUAGAAGCUUACGCCCAGGCCUGCCAGAGCGCUGGAGUGACCAUCAGCUGGAGAAACACCACUUUCUGCCCUCUUCCAUGCCCUCCAAACAGCCACUAUUCAGACUGCACGCCCCCCUGCCCUCCUACCUGUGCUGACCUCUUCCCCAUCUUCUGCCCCCUGCCUCCCAACGGCUGUGUGGAAGGCUGCCAGUGCAAUUCAGGCUUUGUUCUGAGUGAUGGCAAAUGUGUGCCACUUUCUAACUGUGGAUGUGUGGGCAGUAACGGAGAGUACCAUGAUGUUGGAGAUUCUUGGAUAACAGAACACUGUGAUCAGAAGUGCACGUGCACUCUGGGAGGAGUGCUGUCCUGUAAGGACUUUGAGUGCGGCUCCAGUUCCAUCUGUGCCCUGGAUAAAGAUGGAGAACGCUUCUGCAGACCUGAGAGUUUUGGCAAGUGUGCCAUUUCUGGAGAUCCACACUACCGCACCUUUGACACAUUCAACCACCACUACCAGGGUGCAUAUACAUAUAUUCUAGCCAGGGACCAUAAUCUGCCAAGUAACCUCACGCCCUUCAAAGUUAGGGGCAAGAAUGCCCGCAAAGGAGGCAACAACCGCAUUUCCUACCUGCAUGAGGUCUAUGUGGACGUGUAUGACAUCAAUGUUCGCAUUCUUCAGGCCAAGGUUCUGCUGGUUGAUGGUGAGCGGGUUUUCCCUCCUCUCAGCCCUAAACAGGGAAUCAGAAUCGCAAUGAACUCCCGGUACCUGCAGGUCUCAACUGACUUUGGUCUUACAGUGCGCUUUGAUGGCAACAUGCAAGGAGAGAUAUUGCUUCCAAGCCCCUACAAGUCUUUUGUGGGUGGCCUGUGUGGAAACUUUGACGGUCGCACCAACAACGAGUACAUGAAGCCUGACGGCACAAUUGCCCGCCUCCUCGGCGAGUUUGGAGACAGCUGGAGAGUGACCGACAGACAAGCAGAGGGUCUCCAAGUCUCAGACCUGCCCAAACUUACCCGCUUGCACAGGAGAGAGGUGGAGGAGGAUCUGGACUCUGGCUUUGAGACAGAAGGCUGCUCAGCGGCUCAGCUGGCUGAGCUGAAUGGGGAGAAUCAGUGUGGAGCUCUCAGUAACCCUGACGGCCCCUUCGCUGCCUGUCACUCCGUCAUCCAGCCUGAUAUGUACAAGGAGGACUGUGUGUUUGAUCUGUGUGCAGAGCAGGACAGUUCCACACUGCGCUGUGAGAACUAUGCUGUGUAUGCCCUGGCUUGUCAAGAGCAAGGAAUUGUUUUAGGCCCUUGGAGACAACAACUGGGGUGUGCUCUGACAUGUAGUGCCAACAGCAGCUACACCACGUGUAUGACCACAUGUCCAGCAUCUUGUGCGGACCUGGCAGCUCCCUCAGAGUGUGAGCAGACUACAUGUGUGGAGGGAUGUCAGUGCGCUCCAGGAUUCGCCAUGAGUGACACCUUAUGCGUACCUUUCAGCCAGUGUGGAUGCACCUACCUUGGACGCUACUACACUCUGAAGGAAACCUUUGUGACAGACGACUGUUCUCAGAUCUGUGAAUGUACUCCCACUGGUGCAGUUUGUGAGCCCAAAGGCUGCACUAACAUAGAGGUCUGCACCAUCUACGAGACCAGGCGUGACUGCUUUAAAGUGAGUCCGUGUCUGAGCUCACCCUGUGAGAAUGGAGGUACAUGUGCAGAAUCAUCAGAUACUUCUUACACCUGCACAUGUCCAGAGGGCUUUACAGGAACCAACUGUGAGAUUGAGAAGAUUGAACCUGAGAAAGGAGGUCUAGAUAAAACAACGAUUAUUCUGAUUGGCGUGCUGGUACCGCUUGGCAUCAUCAUUAUUAUCACCACAAUUGUGUGCCUCUGCAAAAAAUCAUCCAGGCAAAGGAAAAACAGUUAUGACACUACAAGCAGUCACAGUCUACCACUGAAAAACAAAGGUGUCCCCUAUGAAAAUUUGGAUGGCUCAAGGAACAGUGUCAACAACACAGUUUUACAAGCCUCCAACUUCUGAAGCCGCAAGCCGUCCUGAUUUAGACCUAAUUUCAGUGUUUAUUUAUUGAAUUUUGAAAGUAAUGCUGUUAAAAAUGAGCAUGUGAACAAGAACAACUUAUACAUUUUACCAUUUUGCAAUCAAGGUUAUAUAACUUAUUUGUAAACUUUCCUGUAAUUUUUUCUUGUAAAGUUUCAGUUCUCUGUAUAUACCUUACACUAAUGAAACAAAAUUUAUGUGGUUUCUUAAAAGGAAAUAUUCCAAAGGACGAUGAUAAAUUAAGCCCAAAUCCAUUUAUUCAGUUCUUUCAAGUGCAAUAACCCAGCAGGAGAUGAAUACACGUUGGAAACACACUUUCACAAACUUUAAACACUUUUUUAUGCUUUAAACACUUUAAAUAACAGGGUUCAUAUAUAUCAAGCAAACCAAAACUCAAAAACAAGCCUAAAUGUUUCUAACAAACAUAUGAGACCUGCAAUUGAAUCACUUUUAACAUUCCUUUUUCCUUUUCCAGAAACAAUAAGUUACAACAAUUGAAAUAAAGUGCUUAGAUGAAAUAAAAAAUGUUCAACAACAUAUAAAAUGUUUCAUUUUGAUGCCUUUGACAAAGUGAAAAUAGAAUAUAAAAAAAUAAAAUAU